AUUUCAAACUAAUUAAUGAUGACAAAGAUGCUCAAUGUAAACUCUGUGGUACUACGUUUAAGUUCAGCAGCUCUACGAGUUCGCUAAGAUACCACCUUCAAAGCCUGCAUGCAGCUGUGUUGCAGGGAGGAAGUCCAUCGCCUUCACAACCGACUAUCGCCGCGGUGAUAGGAAGGCGAGUAUGCGACGACAGGAAAGCUGAGGGCAUUACUCAGAGGAUUUGCGGCAUGAUCAAAAAAGAUAUGAUGCCAAUUAGCACCACUGACGGCGAGGGAUUUUGGGAGUUAAUACACUUCAUGGAGCCAGGUUAUAAUAUCCCUUCUCGAGCGACCAUAACUACCCGCCUGGAAGCACACUACAAAAACAAGAAGGCAGAGCUAAAAACACAGCUAGCCCCGGCUAAUGUGGCUUUGACGACGGAUUGUUGGAUGGCACUGACUACAGAAAGCUACAUUACAGUGACUUGCCACUACAUUGAAAAUGACUGGCAGGUAAAGUCAGCAGUCCUUCUCACCGAGAACUUCUCCGAGAGACAUACAGCUGAUAAUUUAGCUGACAAACUGAACCAGGCUGUGGAGUCAUAGGGACUCACCGGGCGUGUAAUAGCCUGUGUUCACGACAAUGCUCGGAACAUUGUCUCAGCAAACAACCCCACACGUCAGUUGGAAAUCAGUUUCGUGCUUUGCACAUUCUUUAAAUUUGGCCGUCAGCGACGGAUUUGCUGCUGCUGGUGUCAACCGAGUAAUUGCAGCUGCUGGCAGGUUGGUGAAACACUUCCACCACAGCACUCCAGCAACGAAAGCGCUAGAAGCAAAACAAAAACAAAUGCAGCUACCAGCUCAUCGGCUCAUUCAGUCCUGCAAAACCAGGUGGAACUCUGUAUGUGAAAUGUUUGUCAGACUCGUAGAACAGCAAUGGGCUGUGUGUGCUGUACUAUCAGACCGCUUAGUGACCAAGCUUACAGAUGCGAGGACGCUGGAGUUGAGAGACAACUUCUGGCAGCUGAUGGAAGACAUGGCGCCGGCACUGGAGGCUCUCAAAUGUGCAACUACUGUAAUGUCUGCAGACACUGAGGUAUCCAUAUCCAACACGUACCCAAUCACAUUCAGUCUGAUCAACACGCACCUCAAGACGGCAGAUGGAGACGGCAGCAGAGUGGCGGAAUUCAAAUCUAAAGUGCGCACUUCGUUGGUUGAACGGAUGAAGUCUGAAGACCUCACAUCAACAAUGCCAAUGAUAGCAACGAUGCUGGACCCACGGCAUAAGCACCUGGGAUUUCUGGUGCCAGCAAGCAGGAUCUCAGCUCAUUCCAAGCUGCUUUAACUGGCUAUGGCAGAACAUGUGAGCUGCACAUCAAGAGAUGAUGAAGCCACCACUGGAGAUGACGUGCAAGUCCAGGGAGCUGCACUUCAGAGGCACAUUUCUGCUAUGACUCUUCUACUGGGUGAAAACUAUACCACCAGCUGCAACAAUGACAUAGAAAAAGAAGUGGACAUGUUUCUCAAGGAUUCCUCACCACUACUUGAUUCCAGUCCCACAGAAUGGUGGAAAGUCAAUGAAGGGCGAUUCCCGAGGCUGACAAAUGUGGCACGACGAUAUCUGUGCAUACCGGGCACGUCUGUCUCAUCUGAACGUGUAUUCUCAACAGCUGGCCUCACUGUAAACAGGCUGCGCACACGACUUACUCCAGACCAUGUUAAUAUGCUUAUUUUCCUGAACAAAAAUACAGGGGUCUAGGUCAGGAGUCUAUUGAAAACACAUUGAGACAGGAAUGUUUUUGUUUCAGGAGAGGUAGCCUAUAUCUUCAUUUAAUUGUUUAAUAGAGGCCCUCUAAUUUUACUGUCACCUUCCUCAGAGAUGAUUUAAGUUGUGUUCAGUACUACAUGUUACUGUAAGUUUCCAGGGCUAGUAAUCUUACUGUUACCUUUCUCAGAACAAGGGGGAUUAUAAGUGCUGCUGCUAAUGUUUCAAGUUUUUCAUAUAAGUACUUUACUCUGUGUGUGUGCGUGUGUAUGCAUGUAUGAGUGUUUAGUCUAGUUAAUAUCUAGAGUGUUUGUACUGUUUACAUUGUCUGAGUGUUUAGUCUGUCUUGUUAUCUGGUGUUUAUACUGUUUAUUUAUACUGUUUAUAUUGUCUGAGUGUUUAGUCUGUCUUGUUCUUAUCUCGUGUUUAUACUGUUUAUUUAUUCUGUUUAUAUUGUUUGAGUGUUUAGUCUGUCUAGUUCCUAUCUAGAGUGUUUAUACUGUUUAUAUUGUUUGUUUGUUUUCAAUUAUUCUAUUUUUAUUUAUUGCAUUGCCAGUUUGCACCGUGGGUCAGAGAGGACUGAUAUUUCAUCUGUGCUGUAUGUCGAGCAUGUAUAGCAUAUUUGACAAUAAAGUUGACUUGACUUUACCAGGUAAUUAUAUGUAGGCUUAAUAUUGUGUAGGCUAAGCCCAUAUUGUAUAGAUUUAAAAUUUAUUUUAUGUUGCUUAAUGUUUCACAUGCAACAG
Molecule: messenger RNA, 2489 nt
Organism: Neoarius graeffei (lesser salmon catfish)
Lineage: Eukaryota; Metazoa; Chordata; Actinopteri; Siluriformes; Ariidae
Product: E3 SUMO-protein ligase ZBED1-like
Exons: 2
Coding region: 622-1323 (233 amino acids)
Source: RefSeq, a predicted model, not a curated record